Molecule: messenger RNA, 1402 nt
Organism: Purpureocillium takamizusanense
Lineage: Eukaryota; Fungi; Ascomycota; Sordariomycetes; Hypocreales; Ophiocordycipitaceae
Exons: 3
Coding region: 314-1336 (340 amino acids)
Cellular component (GO): membrane
Source: RefSeq, a predicted model, not a curated record
AGACUUUUGCGGCGGACCCCAACAGCAAAUGCAGCAGGUGCAAUGACCAACAUGAAGCCUCGCUAUAAGAGCUCCUCAUGAGCUUUAUGCUCGUCGGCCACGUCCAAGGAAAACAGUAACGAACAGAGACUAUUCCACCCCGUCCCGUGGUGUGUCUCGCUGCUGGGACGUCACCGUUACUUCACACAACAUUGCCAUCAACCUCACACGCCUACACAUACACAAUUUGGUCGCGACGUGUCAAGACAGAACAUCCGCUGCCUACGAGAACCACCAAAAAAUACUACCAGCGCGGGCAGCCGCGUCAGUCCCCAUGGGCACCGCUUACGUGCUCGACCACUACUACCUGGGCAUUACGGCCAUUGUGACCGUCGCCUACCAGCUCUUGUUCUUCGCCAUCGCCUUUACGUUCAAGUUUGAUAAGCUCACGGACCUCGCCGGCGGCUCCAACUUCGCCGUGCUCGCCAUCCUGACCCUCGCGCUCUCGGGCCACCACCACGCCCGCCAGCUCGUCGCCUCGCUCUUCCUCAUCGCCUGGGCCAUCCGCCUCUCGGGCUUCCUCUUCUUCCGCAUCCUGCGCACGGGCUCCGACGACCGCUUCGAUGACAAGCGCGACCGCUUCUUCCCGUUCCUCGGCUUCUGGGUCGCCCAGAUGGUCUGGGUCUGGGCCGUCUCCCUACCCGUCACCGUCCUCAACAGCCCCGCCGUCACUGCCUACCCCCAGCACGACUUCGGCACCGGCCGCGACAUCGCCGGCGUCGUGCUCUUCGCCAUAGGCUUCGUCAUGGAGAGCGUCAGCGACGUGCAAAAGUACAGGUUCCGCCAGGCGCAUGACGGCUCGGCCGUGUGCGACAAGGGCUUCUUCUACGUCUCGCGCCAUCCAAAUUACUUUGGAGAGAUACUGAUACAAUUUUCCAUCUACAUGAUCGCCGUAUCCUCGGCGGCGGACGGCUACGUCGGCGGCCAGGCGUACAAGGCCCUGUACGCCACAAUCCUCGGCCCCUUCCUGCUCACCGUCCUCCUCAUGUUCGUCUCCGGCCUGCCCCUCUCGGAACGACCCAAGGCCAAGUCUCGCUACGAAAAGGGCAACAACUGGGAGGGAUACAAGCGCUGGCUCGACCGGACCAGCGUCCUCAUCCCCUUCCCGCCGCAGCUGUACGAGCGGGUGCCCGUUUUCCUCAAGCGGACCGUCUUCCUCGAGCUCCCCAUGUACGUCUUCGAUCCGGCGAAGCACUCGGAUGUGAAGCAUCCCAAGGGCGCCAAUGAGAAUAGACACGACUCGCAAGACCGAGCGACAACGCGGAAUAGGCAGAGCGGUGAGGAGAGUCUUGUCUAGCUAGCAGCGAUUUAGCGAUUGAUCAGGAUUUACGUAAUGACAAAUAGAUGUUUUUUCCUCCAAGAC